Misgurnus anguillicaudatus (oriental weatherfish) is the source of this 1820-nucleotide messenger RNA. NCBI's taxonomy places the organism in Eukaryota, Metazoa, Chordata, Actinopteri, Cypriniformes, Cobitidae. The record is from RefSeq and is a predicted model, not a curated record.
CAUUUUUUUUUUCUCAGGAACUUUAUUAGUACACUAGACCAACUUAGUAAGUUAUAAAGCGACUGUGUCGCCCUUCACUAUAAAAGAUUAAAAACGAAACGAACGAGCAUUUCUAAAAACCAAAGCAUCCGCUUUUUAUGUUAUUCACCGUGCGCGUCUGGAUCAGCUAAUGUACAGUAUGGUCACGUGACGGAUAACAAGCUAAGCCGUCAAUCGCAUAGGAAGAGCCGCGAGACCAUAAGAGAAUUGCUCCAGCUGCAACAAAAACGAAAUUAUAAUCAGUUUCUCUCGUGUAGUUGGUGUAACAGGUCAAGAUGGAUGUGUCUGGCCAUAGUUUGUUUCUCCUGCAACAACUGAAUGUACAAAGGGAGUUUGGCUUUCUGUGCGACUGCACUGUGGCCAUUGGCAACGUAUAUUUCAAGGCUCAUCGCGCGGUCCUUGCUGCCUUCUCAAACUACUUUAAAAUGAUCUUCAUCCAUCAGUCCAGUGAGUGUAUAAAGAUCCAACCCACAGAUAUCCAACCAGAUGUCUUUAGCUACCUGCUACACAUAAUGUAUACAGGCAUGGGUCCCAAACAACCUGUAGACCAGGUCAGACUUCAAGAAGGCAUCAAGUUUCUCCAUGCAUACCAGCUCUGCCAUAAAACCGGUGAGGGUGGUUCAGAUGCUUUCUCUGACCCUGUUCGUAUGUCCAACCUCUAUGGUAUCCAGAUCUCUUCUCAGCUGACCGGUAAAGAGACCUCAGGCUUAAAGGCGGGUGGUUCACGGGACCCAGAGGACAGACGCUCUAGCGCAAGGGCCGAUCGUACACACGGCCGAUUGUCUCUUGCUUUAGGUCUUGAGGGCAUCGCGAAUGAGAGGCAGCCUCAAAGCUUUCGCGCCGCAUCUUCGGUGGUGUCAGGGGACGACUCUGAUAUCUCUGCACGAAUCAAGCAGGAAAGAGUAGAGGAGGAAGAACAACAACAAGGCGGCGAGAAGGAGCCUUGCUCUCUCUCCCCAAACCAGGUGAGCCCCUGCCAGGCAGGCCUGUUUAAAGAUGGCCCUCUUGCACUUCUGUGCCCACGUUGUGGCGAACGCUGUCUGUCACCUGAAGGCUUACAAGAGCACCUUUUUACGCACGCAGCCUGUGCCCUCGAGCCUAGCGGUCUGAUGGAGGGCCCUUCAGAGGACAAAUCCGAGGAGCAUGCAUCCCUAGAAGAAAGACGGCCCCUUAAGGAGCACAUAGACACGGGUAGUCUAGAAGAGGCCUUACGGCAAAGCCAGGCCCUGGCUGAUGAAUUAGCCAUGGAACUCAGACGAGGUGCUGGAACCGGACAAAGUGGCAGCCCGUUAGCGGUCUUCACCCGAAAACGAAAGAUGGCCUGCGCCGUCUGCAACCUUCGCUUCUCACAGAAGAGCCAGCUGCAGGAGCAUAUGUUUGCCCAUGUGGGCAAGCCGCUGAGAUACCACCGCUACAGCCGCUUCUGCGGGCAGCUGCUCCAUGGUUGCGAGGCCCAGCCGGAUAUCACCGCAGCCACAGGAGAGGAAACAGCCAAGGACACUCAGGAUAACGGCAGUUCCUGCUACUCAUUGGACUCCGAGGUCUCUCAGGAGAGUGUUGACGCAGUGACUGUGGAAUGAAAUCUGGGAAUGUAGACCCAUACAAACACAUCAAUUGCUGAUUUGAUUUCUGCCUCAGCACCAAUACGCUUGUGUCCUGUCUCAAACGUCCUUGUCAGUAAAGUUUUGUUGUGUUGAUGAUUGUUGUGUUGAUAUGUUGGAUGGCUGAGAUAACAUUUCAAUACUAUAUUUGAAGAAAGUAUUACAUUAAAAAGCAUGUGC